Dendrobium catenatum is the source of this 1386-nucleotide messenger RNA. RefSeq names its product protein CHAPERONE-LIKE PROTEIN OF POR1, chloroplastic. NCBI's taxonomy places the organism in Eukaryota, Viridiplantae, Streptophyta, Magnoliopsida, Asparagales, Orchidaceae. The record is from RefSeq and is a predicted model, not a curated record. Gene Ontology annotation, cellular component: chloroplast membrane. Bases 359 to 1114 code for a protein of 251 amino acids. The transcript is spliced from 5 exons.
AAAAAUAAAGAAGCCAGAAAACCUAUGGGACCUGCCGCCAUCUCCUCCGCUGUUGCUUAGCUCCCACUCCCCAUCUCCUUCGCCUAGCUUCACUUCCGGCUGCGGCCUCUGCUGCUCCUGCCGUGGUACUUAAAGGAGAAGCCAAAACAUAUCGUCGAAGAAGGUGAGAAGAAGAAAAAAGGAGAACAUACGAAGUUGACCAAAAACCCUAUUUUUAAAUUGCGGAUUGCGAAGGUGCUGUUUGGAUGUACUUCAUGAUGUCCAUUUCUGGUUUGACAUGUAGUCCUUCAAGGUUUUCUUGUUGUACGGCAUGUGUUACUUGCCCAAGUUCAGCAUGUAGUCUAGCUCUAUCAUCAAUAUGCAAAGAAACAUUGAGGGAGAAAAUGAGGUUUUUAUCCAUGACAAACAGUGCAGGAAGCAUAAAACUGUUCCACUCCGGAGAGGUUUAAUCAUGAAAAAUGGCAGGAUAAAGAAAGAAAUAUAUGCCUCAUUUGGUGAUAUGGCUGAUAAUUCUUCUGGCGUCUUCCCAAGGAUUCGCAUUAAAGAUCCAUAUAAACGGCUUGGUAUCAGUAAAGAGGCUUCUGAAGAGGAGAUUCAGGCAGCAAGGAACUUUCUGAUUAACAAAUAUGCUGGACACAAACCAAGUGUUGAUGCAAUUGAAUCAGCUCAUGAUAAAAUAAUUAUGCAGAGCUUUUAUGAUAGGAAAAAUCCUAAGAUUAACAUUAAGAAAAAAGUAAGGGAAGUUACUCAGUCACGAUAUGUCAAGGCUAUAACUAACAGGUUUCAGACACCAGCAACAAGCAUCAUUCUAAAGACAAGCAUUGCAUUUAUCGUACUUGGAGUAUUGACUGUUCUAUUUCCCACAGAAGAAGGGCCUACACUUCAAGUAGCCAUUUCUUUUAUAUUAUCCAUAUAUUUCAUACAUGAAAGGCUUAGGAGCCGAAUUAAAGCUUGCUUAUAUGGGAUUGGUGCUUUCUUUUUCUCAUGGCUGUUGGGCACCUUUCUCAUGGUUUCUGUGAUGCCGCCUCUUCUGAAAGGCCCAAGGAGUCUGGAAGUGACUACAUCGUUAAUAAGCUAUGUGCUUCUGUGGGUAUCUUCUACUUAUCUUAAAUAGUUCAGUUCAUCAGUUAUGAUCAUGUGAAGGCCAAGUUUAUAAUCACUGUAGUGUUGUUGGGUUUAUGCUAUCUGUUUUUUCAAGCCUUGAGGUGCUGUGAUUUUGAGCAGGUGGAAAGGGAGAUGGUUUUGUAUUUUAGAAGAAUCACAAUUAGUUUCUGGGCUUGAAAUGAGGCUGAGUAGCCAAAUCAAGUCAUUUCCUGUUUCUACUAUGUAGCAAUGACAAAUGUACAUCAUAAUGGAUCUUUUGAUCUUGUUGUGUUUUUCCAUUUA